AUGUCGGCCCAAAGACUAUCAGAUCAAAGAAGAUCAAUAGUAAAUAACAAGCUUUUAUCAUCUCAAAAACUACUGCAAAUAAGAAAAGAUAUACAAAACAAUUAUAAAUAUGAAAAUAAACAAUAUGACAGCAUAAGGCAUAGUAACGAAUCAAGCAAUACUCAAAAACAAAUCCCACCCUUUUCUCCGGCUGCAAACACAUCAGUAAAUACAGUAAUUGAUAAAGGUAUCCCUCAAGAUAUAAAUACAACGGUUCCAUCAACAUUUCACACACAAAACUUACCCCAAACUUCAGUUCUAGAUAAUAGACAAACAGAAGACAUUAGUUUGGAAGUUAAUCAAGAAAUAGAAAAUCUCUUUCAAGAAACCUUACACUAUAAUAUUAAAACUGAUCCCACUUGCAGAACAUAUAUUCCCAAGCAAAAGUUAUCGAAAAAAUUCUGUGCGAUAUUAAACUAUAUAAAUACUAUCACUUUACCAAAAUACAUAGACCCAAAUAUAGAUUUCAGUACAUUGCAGAAUAUCAUCUACUCUGCAGCCUGGACAGCAGCAAAAUUAAAUGGUUCCAUUUUACACCAAAAUAAUAAAGUACAACCCGAAAAAAAAGCUAAGUGGCAGGUAAGAUUAGAAAAGAAAAUAGAUAAUCUAAGAGUAAAAAUAGGAAAAAUGACACAGUAUAUAAAUGGGAAUAAAAGUGAAAAACUAGCAUACCAAAUCCAACAAAUACAGAAUCAAUAUAAGACACAUUCAACACAUGAAGGCCCAAACACAGAACCUAUCCAUUUUCAUAAUGAAAAAACAUUUUAUCGCAGUAUAAGUGCGAUCAGUUCUAAUCACACAGCAUCAACUCCACAAAAUAUACCAUCGCCGGAAGAACUUCGAAAUUAUUGGGCGGAUUUAUGGGAAACGUCAACAGAGCAUAACGAUAAGGCAGAAUGGAUUAAAACCGAAAUAAACCACCACAACGAUAUUACGCAAAUGGAAUUUGAAUCUAUCCCUAUAGAAAUAUUUAAUAAAGCAGUAGUAUCCCCACAUCGUUUGACAUUAUACAAAGUCAUGUCCAAGCGCCACGUCUGCCACAACACAUGCCUCAACGACACAGUAUUACUU
Brenthis ino (lesser marbled fritillary) is the source of this 1110-nucleotide messenger RNA. The record is from the annotation of a GenBank genome assembly. Lineage: Eukaryota; Metazoa; Arthropoda; Insecta; Lepidoptera; Nymphalidae.